Molecule: messenger RNA, 397 nt
Organism: Sitodiplosis mosellana (orange wheat blossom midge)
Lineage: Eukaryota; Metazoa; Arthropoda; Insecta; Diptera; Cecidomyiidae
Product: putative odorant receptor 71a
Exons: 3
Coding region: 6-275 (89 amino acids)
Biological process (GO): sensory perception of smell; detection of chemical stimulus involved in sensory perception of smell
Cellular component (GO): plasma membrane
Molecular function (GO): odorant binding; olfactory receptor activity
Source: RefSeq, a predicted model, not a curated record
AUGGAAUGGCUGUGAUGUCAUGGAUUCAAUUCUACUUCAUAUGUGAGACUGGCCAAGAUAUUGAGGAUAAUGGAUUGGAUGAUAUUCUCUAUGAUAGCAAUUGGGUAGAUUUACCUUGUGAGCUGCAGAAGGACUUGAUGCAACUGAUUAGCCAAAGGCAAAAUCGAGUAACUCUCGAUGUGGGGCCAUUUGGAGUUGUUAACCGGGAUCUCUUUGCGAAAGUAACAAACAAAGUCUAUUCUUUUGUUAUGUUCUUGCGUAAUUUUGCUUCUUAAAUUUAUGGCGCGAUUGCUGCACCAUUGUUUGGACACUUCUAGAUUCUAUUCAAAAUGAAUCGAUUUCUACUUCUCUUUAUAUUUACGAUCCUGUUGAUUAAUUGUUGAAUUAUAUCUAUUCU